AUUCCGAAAUGUAAUCAACAACGAAUUCACCGCCUGGUUGAGGAGACGAUUUUGGAUACGGACGAGCGCUUCAUCACGCUGCGGCACGUCCCGCUCGGCAUGGGCGUGGUCAUCAUCCUGUGGAACUUCCCGAUAUUGCUCGCGGCCAUCAAGCUGUCGUCGGCGCUGCUGACGGGCAACAGGUUCAUCUGGAAGCCGUCGCCGCACUCGCCCAACACGGCGCUCAAGGUCGGCGAGCUGGCCGCGCGCGUGCUCCCGCCGGGCGUCUUCAACGUGCUCAGCGGCACCGAGGACCUCGGCCCCUGGCUGACCGCCCACCCGGGCAUCGCCAAUGUCGGCUUCACCGGCUCCGUGGCCAUAGGCAAGAGGGUCAUGCAAGCGUGCGGCGCCACGCUCGAGCGCGUGACGCUCGAGCUCGGCGGCAACGAUGCGGCCAUCGUGCGCGAGGAUGUUGAUAUUGCUGAUAUGGUGCCGAAGGUGUAUCGUGACGAUGGCGUUUAUACUCACGGGACAAGUCUGCUUCGCCAUCGAGCGCUGUACGUGUACGAGAAGAUCUACGACGUGUUCCUGGCGGCGCUGGCGGUGUUUGUGCAAACCCUCAAAACAAGGGGCGCGGGCGACGCCGAGGCCGUCCUCGGGCCCAUCCAGAACAGCAUGCAGUACGGCAAGCUCCGAGAGCUGUACGCGCAGGUGCAGCGGGACGGGUGGAAGACGGCCACUCCGUCGUCGACUAGUCCGCCGUCUAAUUAUGGCGGCUUCUUCCUCGAGCCGACCGUCGUCGACAGCCCGCCCGAGGACUCGCGGCUCGUCCAGGAGGAGCAAUUCGGGCCCAUCCUUCCGGUGCUGAAAUGGGCCGAUGAGGACGACGUCGGCCCGCCCGUCGGCUUCGGCGGCCACAAGCACAGUGGCCUCGGCGUCGAGUCAGGCCUCGACGGGCUGAAGUGGUGGUGCAACCCCCAGGCGGUCUGGAUCAAGAACUGA
This is a messenger RNA of Lasiosphaeria miniovina, 981 nucleotides long. Its product is annotated as Aldehyde/histidinol dehydrogenase. The annotation marks the transcript as partial. The transcript is spliced from 4 exons. Gene Ontology annotation, molecular function: aldehyde dehydrogenase (NAD+) activity. Lineage: Eukaryota; Fungi; Ascomycota; Sordariomycetes; Sordariales; Lasiosphaeriaceae. The record is from RefSeq and is a predicted model, not a curated record.